Messenger RNA from Vespa mandarinia (Asian giant hornet), 1694 nucleotides. RefSeq names its product pre-mRNA processing factor 31 (gene Prp31). Gene Ontology annotation, cellular component: U4 snRNP; precatalytic spliceosome; U4/U6 x U5 tri-snRNP complex. NCBI's taxonomy places the organism in Eukaryota, Metazoa, Arthropoda, Insecta, Hymenoptera, Vespidae. The record is from RefSeq and is a predicted model, not a curated record. Gene Ontology annotation, biological process: mRNA splicing, via spliceosome; spliceosomal tri-snRNP complex assembly.
CUUUGGCGACAUCUAGUAUUAGUUUAUUAGUGCUGGCAGUGCAUUUGUAUCGAGAUAAAUAAUUUAAAGAUAAAGAAUUAAAUAAUAAAAAUGUCUCUUGCCGAUGAGUUAUUAGCAGAUUUAGAAGAAAAUGAUGAUUCCAAUCGAAUGGUAGAAGAACCAGAGCCAGAUUUUAUUCCACCAAAUAUUUCUAAAACCAUUGAAGAAGAAGUAAAAGUUGCUUCGGUAAGAGAAUUAGCAAAACUUCGUGAUUCUGAGGAAUUGAAGAAGAUAAUGUUUGAAAUAGAAAAAUACAGUAAAGUACCUAGAAAGUCGGCAGAUAUCAUAGGCCCUGUUGAAUCUGAUCCAGAAUAUCAAUUGAUUGUUGAAGCAAAUAAUAUGGCAGUCGAUAUAGAUAAUGAAAUAGCUACGAUACAUCGAUUUACAAGAGAUAAAUACUCGAAAAGAUUUCCAGAACUCGAGUCUUUGGUGGUAGGACCAUUAGAAUAUGUUAUGACUGUACAAGAACUUGGAAAUGAUUUAGAUAAAGCAAAAAAUAAUGAAACUCUACAACAAUUUCUUACACAAGCUACUAUUAUGGUUGUAUCUGUCACAGCUUCUACGACACAAGGGCAGUUAUUAAGCGAAGAAGAAAGGGAAGCUAUAUGCGAAGCCUGUGAUAUGGCAGUAGAGUUAAAUAAUUGUAAAUCUAAAAUAUUGGAAUAUGUAGAAAGCAGAAUGGCUUUUAUAGCACCAAAUCUUUCUGUAAUAGUUGGAGCAUCUACUGCUGCAAAAAUUAUGGGUGUUGCUGGAGGUUUGACCAAGUUGUCCAAAAUGCCGGCUUGCAAUGUAUUAGUUUUAGGAUCUCAGAGAACAACACUAUCUGGUUUUUCACAAAUGACAAGUCUACCUCAUACAGGAUUUAUAUAUUAUUCUGAAAUUGUUCAAGAAGCACCACCUGAUUUACGUAGGAAAGCAGCCAGACUUGUUGCAGCAAAAGGUACAUUGGCUGCUCGUGUGGAUGCUUUUCACGAAAGUACAGAUGGCCAUAUUGGGCAAUUAUUCCGUGAUGAAAUUGAAAAGAAAUUAGAUAAAUUACAAGAACCACCUCCUGUCAAAUUUGUAAAACCUUUACCAAAACCAAUUGAUCCAAGUAGAAAGAAGCGUGGUGGCAAGCGUGUUCGAAAAAUGAAGGAACGCUAUGCGAUAACAGAAUUCAGAAAACACGCAAAUAGAAUGAACUUUGCGGAUAUAGAGAACGACGCUUACCAAGAAGAUCUUGGAUAUUCAAGAGGUACAAUUGGAAAGGCAGGAACAGGACGCAUUAGAUUACCGCAAAUCGAUGAAAAAACAAAAGUACGAAUUUCAAAGACUUUACAGAAGAAUUUACAAAAACAACAACAAUGGGGUGGAAGUACUACUGUUAAAAAACAAGUCUCUGGAACGGCUUCAAGCGUAGCAUUUACACCGUUGCAGGGCUUGGAAAUUGUUAAUCCGCAAGCCGCAGAGAAAAAAGUAAAUGAAGCUAAUGCCAAAUAUUUUUCAAAUACGGCUGGUUUCUUAAAAGUGAAAAAAUCUUAAUGUAAAUGUGUUUUAUAUGCGUUUUAAAUUUAGGAAUAUCAUUACUUAAUAUUUAAAUGUUAAAAAUAUCAUGUACAAAAUUUUAUAAUUUAUCGCAUAAUGAUAAGUUCAUUAGAAUAGAUAAGGAAAAAAAA